Messenger RNA from Cooperia oncophora, 387 nucleotides. Lineage: Eukaryota; Metazoa; Nematoda; Chromadorea; Rhabditida; Trichostrongylidae. The record is from the annotation of a GenBank genome assembly.
AUGUUCGACUCGCGCUACAAAACGCAAAAAGAACGUAAAGCGGCCAAACCGACGUUUCAAAGCAAGGUAUACAACUGCCUCGAACGGCCGGCCGGUUGGAGGUGUUUUAUGUACCAUUUCAGCGUUUUCAUAGUAGUUUUGGUAUGUUUGAUACUCAGUGUUCUCUCAACGGUCGAACAACACAGUCGAUUUGCUGGUGAACUACUUUUCUUAUUGGAAAUUUUUCUCGUGAUAUUUUUCGCUAUUGAAUAUUGUGUUCGGUUAUGGGCAGCUGGCUGCCGUUCAAAAUAUCUCGGUUUUUGGGGUCGACUACGAUUCGCCAAGAAGCCCAUCUCAUUUAUUGGUGAGCAGAUAAGCUUGUUCCGGUUUCCGAUUUUCGUUUCUUAG